CACACACACACACACAGAAGCACACUCCUAGGUUUUAAUCUCAACUCUGUUGUUUUCUGUUUAUGCCCUGGAAACAUUACUUCAUCUCUUUGUAGCUCAGUUGCUCAUCUGAAGAAUGGGAAUUAUAAUAAUGUCUUUUCUUGAGGUGGUUGUGAUAAAGAUUCUCAUAUAUGUAAAGAUAUAAGAACAGUGCCUAGCAAUAAUAACACCCAAUAAAUAUUAGUUUUAACGUUAAUGUCAAUUUCUGGUUGGACAUCUGAAUUUGUAAAAAUUAAGAGUCAAAUGAUGAAGUUGCAGUCUUCCUCUUGUAUUUUGAAAUAUUCUCAGUCAUGUUUUUGUUAAGCAUUUCUUGAGAAUGUUCCAUGUUCCAGGCAGCCUGUGUGCUGCUGUGCUACGAUGGUGAAUGAGCACGGGGAUUUCCUGCUCUCAGAUGCUUAGUGGAAAGGGCAGAUGUUAUUAUUAAUGUCUAAUAUUUGAGCUUUACUAUGGGCCAGGCUUUUGCUAAACCCACUAUAAAAGUUAUCACCUUUAAUCCUAACAGAUACCCUACAGAUUAAAUAUAAACAUUAUCCUCAUUUCACAUAUGAGGUUGAAUUUAAUUUAACUUGCUCAAGAUUAUACAGCUAUUCAGUGACACAAUUGGAAUUAAAUCCAAAGUCCAGUCUUUAUUUAACUGCUCUGCUGGAUGGUAAAUAAAGGCAUAAUAAUAAUUGUGAUUAUUAUUAAUCCUAGCCUGCCUUUCUCUUAAUAGAUACAGGAAUCAAAUAGAGAUAAACAUGAGCACUUUAUUUCUGGUAAAGCUGGCAUGGAGAAUGGCCUGGCCACUUGAUCGAAGUGGGCCUCUUACUCCUUCGCUGCCGAGCUGGGCUUGCACACUCAGUCCCUGAUGAGGAGAGUUAAGAAGCUGGGUCACAUAGGAACUGGGACCAUUUCCCUGCUGUCUAGCCAGUUUAGAGAACUGAGUUUAGAGAAGAGAAAAAACUUAAAUAGUAUCUUGAGAGGGAGGAAGUCGCUCUUUUAUGGGUUUGAAGGGACAAGGGGAGUAGAAGAGGAGCCUUUAUCCCUUUAUAUGGGAUAAGGAGGGAGUCAGUGACAAGGUUGUGACAGAGUGACUGCCUGGGACCUCCUAGUGGUGACUAAGCCAAUAGUUGAAGGAUAAGGAUUUGGCGUGGAGGCAAAGAGGAUUCAGGAACAGCCUGUCCCAAGUAGUUUAAGGAACUGAAAGGAGUCAGAGGAAAGGGUGGCGCAGAGCUGGGUGGAGUGCCCUGUGGGGUCAGGUCACACAGCCUUGUAGUCCAUGAUAAGAAAUUUGCUUUUUUUCUGUAUGCCAGGGAAAUUCCUUGAAGGGUUUAAAGCGGAGGAAUCGUGUGGACUAGUUUACAUUUUUUAGAAGACUGAGGUACAGGCUGGGCACAGUGGCUCAUAUCUGUAACCCACACUCUGGAGGCUGAGGUGGGAGGGUCAUAAGUCCAAGCUAGCCUGGGCUGUGCUGUGAGACCUGCCUCAGAAUACAUUUGUACUGGAUGCUAGUCGAGAAUAUAUCAGAAGAAGGCCAGGGUGUGGUUCAUGUGGCAGAGCACUCACCUAACAAGUAAGUGCAAGGACUUGAGUGCAAACUCCAGUACUGCCAAAAACCCACCCAAGCUAUAUCAGCUACAUUUUAAGCCUGGUGUGAUGGUGUAUGCCUGUAAUCUCAGGCAUGAGGCAGUAGGUUAAGGCCAGUUUGGGCCACCUAGUGACUGUAAAAAAGUAUAUUAGAAGGGGGAAAACAGAAAGAAAGGAGUCCUGUAGGCAAGCUGGUGAUGCGAUGACAGACUAAUAUGACAGUGGUGAAAUGAAGAGAAGCUGAAUUUGAGUGCUGCUUUUGACACAAAAACUGGGUUGCGUGUGGCAGUGAAGAAGCUGUCCAGGCCAUUUCAGUCCAUCAUUCAUGCCAAAAGGACCUACAGAGAGCUGCGGCUGCUUAAACACAUGAAACAUGAAAAUGUGAUUGGUCUAUUGGAUGUUUUCACACCUGCAAGGUCUCUGGAGGAAUUCAAUGACGUGUAUCUGGUGACCCAUCUCAUGGGGGCUGAUCUGAACAACAUCGUGAAAUGUCAGAAACUCACGGAUGACCACGUUCAGUUCCUUAUCUACCAAAUUCUCCGAGGUCUAAAGUAUAUUCAUUCAGCCGACAUAAUCCACAGGACUAAUAAAAGAAGGACUUAUAGUUUGAAGGCUAAUUUGGCCUGUAGGCUGAAGACAGUGUGUACACAUCUGAAUGAGGACCUCAAACCUAGUAAUCUAGCUGUGAAUGAAGACUGUGAGCUGAAGAUUCUGGAUUUCGGACUGGCUCGACACACUGAUGACGAAAUGACAGGCUACGUGGCCACCAGGUGGUACAGGGCCCCUGAGAUCAUGCUGAACUGGAUGCAUUACAACCAGACAGUGGAUAUCUGGUCAGUGGGAUGCAUAAUGGCCGAGCUGUUGACUGGAAGAACGUUGUUUCCUGGUACAGACCAUAUUGAUCAGUUGAAGCUCAUUUUAAGACUCGUUGGAACCCCAGGGGCUGAGCUUUUGAAGAAAAUCUCCUCAGAGUCUGCAAGAAACUACAUCCAGUCUCUGACCCAGAUGCCGAAGAUGAACUUUGCAAAUGUAUUUAUUGGUGCCAACCCCCUGGCUGUUGACUUGCUGGAGAAGAUGCUCGUAUUGGACUCAGAUAAGAGGAUCACAGCAGCCCAAGCCCUCGCACACGCCUACUUUGCUCAGUAUCACGACCCUGAUGAUGAGCCAGUGGCUGAUCCUUACGAUCAGUCCUUUGAAAGCAGAGAUCUUCUUAUAGAUGAGUGGAAAAGCCUCACCUACGAUGAAGUCAUCAGCUUUGUGCCGCCACCCCUUGACCAAGAAGAGAUGGAGUCCUGAGCACCUGGUUUCUGUUGUGUUGAUCCCACUUCACUGUGAGGGGAAGGCCUUUUCACAGGAACUCUCCAAAUAUCAUUCAAGUGCCUCUUGUUGAAAGAUUUCCUCCAUAGUGGAAGGGGUGCGUGUGUGUGAGACGUGUGUCUGUCUGUCUGUCUGUCUGUCUGUCUUUGUGGAAGGUUAAGAGCAUAAUAUGAGCUAACUGUGAUCACAGUGACUUUACAUGGAGUUGUGGAGGCUCCAUGGCAGGCAGCCUCUGCCUGCUCUUUUUCCCAUCCAAGUAAGUACUUACCAGGCCCAACCCUGCUCAGCUUCCAAGACCAGAUGAGAUCAGGUGCAUUCAGGGUGGUGUGGCCGUGUGUGGACUCUGCCUGCUCUUCUGAGAGUUGGCCCAGGCAGACAAAAGCUGCCAUGUUGUUAGGGAUAUGCUAAAUGCAAAAUAAAAAAAACAUUAAAUGUCCUGGACCCCAAUCAUGCUUUUGCCACUUUGGCCUCUUCUGUGGGCCCACCUUGGUGGUUGGGGGUAGACUUGACCACACAGCACAGUGGUAUACCGAGAAGGCUCACAGCUCAUUGCUUCAGGUCCAAGGCCGUCCCUCCGUGAUGCAUGCAGCCAAAAAGGACCAACUGGCUUCUGUGCACUAGCCUGUGAUUAACUUGCUCAGUGUGGUUCUCAGAAUGUGACAGGUUGUGUUUGAAACUAUAAAUAUGUUUGUGCCUUAAAAGGAGAAAAGGACGUGUAGAUGGUUAAAAGACUGCAGCUGCUGAAGUUCUGAGCCAGCCAAGUAGACAGAGCUGUUGGAUGGCCACUUGUGAGGCUGAAGAAAUGAGGCAUCUUUCAGGGGCAGCCAUGUGUGCGCAUGCGUGUAUAUGCAUUUCCUCUCCCUCGCCCCUGGUGGUGGUGCCAAUCCUUUACUCAUGCCUCACCUUCAGGGUAGAGGUCUCCUGAGAGUGGGCCCUGUGGUCAGGUGCAGGUUCCUGCUGUCAGUGCGCUUCCUGUGUGCUCUUUAUUUCUAGCAGAGUGAGGAUGUGUUUGCACGUCUUGCUGUUUGAGCAUGCACAGCUGCCCCUCCUGUUCUCUUCAGGAGGCCCUGUCCCAGGCGAGUUUACCCGUGAAGACUUCUUGGUAGUUGGGAUUCCAUGUCACCUCAGCUGAUGCUGUGGGCGAGUGGCCUCAUCCUCUGCAGCCCCAGCGCUAUUGUGUUGAACACAAUUGAUGCUCCAAGUGCUCUUGGUGUAAGAACCAUGAAAAAUGGAAUAGGUGGAUGGAUAGCAUUUUCAUUCUUGCCAUCUGAUUUUCAGCAAACUUUUUGGGGACCUAUCAUGGGAAAGAUGAGGGUGCUUCCCAGGAAUAAUCCCAAACUUCGGAAAACAAGUCGUGCUCUUCACUCCCAGUUACCAAUGCUCAGAACUGCUGAAGAUCAAAGUAAAAAAUGAAAGUGCAUGAGACCAGAAACUCCUUUUGCUGUCUUUCUCUAAAUGGUUAUUUUAAGUAGUCACGAGGUGUCUCUCCACCUCUCUGUGGAAAGGGCCUUGGCAGCUUAACAUUAAUUGAUUUCUUGGUCUUGGUUUGGGGAGAAAUAAAUUUUGUUGCAGAAUUUUGUAUAUUGCAGGAAUCCUUUGAGAAUGUGAUUCCUUUUGAUGGGGAGAAAGGGCAAAUUAUUUUACUAUUUUAUAUUUUCACCUUUAUAGAUGAAAUAUCCUCAGGGGUGGAGAAAAGUUGUUUUUUUAAUUUUCUGAAUUUCAGGCAUUUUGUGCUUACACGAGGACCCAUCUCUUCAAACCUUUUGUGUAAUGAGAAAGUAUAAAGCCAAUUCCAGUGUGGGCCUUGUAACAAAUCUUGUAUUGAGGCCGAGAUGGCUCCAUUCUCUGCAGUGCAAUGACACAUGCCUCCAGAGGGGCAGCAUAGGACUAUAGGACCCCUGAAUCCGUGGAAGCCGGAAGGAAGGAGGCAGGGGGUGGUGAGUCCACCUGGUAUUCUGUGCCUUUAAAGGAAAGGCAACCAAAAGGCCUCAUCGCCUCCACAUGCAGCCCAAGUCCUCACCAUUGCAGCAAGGUGAAUCUCAUCAGCCAUGUUUGGUCGUAAGCGCUGUUGUGACUUCCUGCAGAACACUGCUCUGAGGAUCAUUAAAAAAGGCCUUUGCACAUGUGCUCCAAGAGCCAACUCUAGGCUGCAACCUGUGGGAGAGCUCCUUGGAUUCUAAGCAUAGUGUUCCCAUCUUUUGAGUUCUCUCAGCAGAAGACAAAAGAGAAUGAGGGAAACUGCUAUUUUAUUUGUAUUCGUGAACUUGGCUGUAAUCAGGUAUGCCAUAUAGGAUGUCAGACAAUACCACUGGUUAAAAUAAAGCCUAUUUUUCAAAAUCAGUGAGUUUCUCAAAUUUCUUACGCUUUUCUCUCGAUUGUUCUAACUGAAUGCACACAAUGGCAUUGUAUCUGCAUUCUUUCAGCUGUGGCCUGGCAUGUGUUCCUCAUAGGUCUUACUCCUAGCAUUUAGAAAGCAUUUAUAGUGCUUUCAGUGAUGUAUUUAUGAUGAAGAGAACCUGGGUCUUUGAUGUGGAUGGGAAAAGCCGAAAAAUAAGGUACUCGAGGCAGGUCUGUGUCACCAUACUGGUGAGAGUGGCCUUGCCCGGGGGUCAGCACACUGGCCCUGAGGCCACAUCCCACCCACUGUCUGUUUUUGUGUGGCCUGCUGAAAAUGGUUUUUAUGUUUUUAUAUGGUUGAAAGAUCAAAAGAAGAAUAUUUUUGUAGCAUG
Messenger RNA from Castor canadensis (American beaver), 5651 nucleotides. RefSeq names its product mitogen-activated protein kinase 14 (gene Mapk14). The record is from RefSeq and is a predicted model, not a curated record. Gene Ontology annotation, biological process: protein phosphorylation; p38MAPK cascade. Lineage: Eukaryota; Metazoa; Chordata; Mammalia; Rodentia; Castoridae. Gene Ontology annotation, molecular function: ATP binding; MAP kinase activity.